AUGUUAAUCCUCGUCGAACGCUCUGUGGCCACCAUAAAAGCUGCAACCUACGAAAAUGUCUACUACAAAGCGAAAUUCAUCCGAUUGCAUAUUUAUCUCUUCUGCGCCUCGAUGUUGCUAUCCACGGUCUAUACGCUAGGAAUCAUUGAGCCACCCCUGGGACUUCCGCUUGCUAUAGUCUGGUCGCUAAGCGCAUUUUUUUUAACAACCUUCGUGAUAAAGCUGAAUAUCCGGAAAACGGAGCGCCUGUAUCAAGGCGGAUACACGCUCAGCAAACGCUUUACGCUGCUGGAAAACGUGACGGCAAUGAGGUUGGCCGCCUUUAUGAUCUCCUACACGAUCGUAUGCUUUAUCAUCUGGGUCUUGCUCUUCAUCCUGAACCGGGUGGAAAUCGGAUGGUGGUGGCAAAAUGUGGCCGGGAUGACGUUGAACGUUCAUGUCUCGAUCUAUGCCUGCACAAUUUGUAUAAUUGGCUAUCGAGCCGAUGCGCAUAUGUAUACCCUAGCAAAGGCAAUAAUCGUGAAGAAAUGGCGGAGUAUAUGGUCCAACAAGCCCAAAAAUUCCGCUGAGGUCAGUGAGAUCAGCAUUACGAUGCGGCCGCGUGGCGUGCACGGAAAAGCACUCUACACGGAAGCGAAGCAGGAUGAUUACUUUGGCCAGCUCCACACGCAAUGGUCGAUCAAGCCCGAGCCAGAGAAGAAGAAGAGGAUAUCGAUUAGA
Messenger RNA from Mesorhabditis spiculigera, 720 nucleotides. The record is from the annotation of a GenBank genome assembly. NCBI's taxonomy places the organism in Eukaryota, Metazoa, Nematoda, Chromadorea, Rhabditida, Rhabditidae.